CAUUGCGAGAGAGAAAAAAAAAGUGUAAAAUGGCGAGACGCACGCAACGACUCACCUCUUAAUUUUUUUUUUCUAAUUAGAUAAAUGACAAAAUUUCUAGUGAUUAAAAUCAUUGGCAGUAGACAAUAUGUGAGUGCAACUGUUGAGUUAAUGCGCCAGACGAUAUAAUAAGAGCCUGUCACGUGUGGGAAGUGCGAUAAAACUGGCGAACAAGGAGAAUGUGAUAUCGUUGGACCGAGUACAAUUGAUGUCGUCAGACGACUCUUCCUCUCGUCUCGAUGAGAGAGAGCAUCGGACGGACAAUUUUUUUUUUCAUUUUCUCGGUCAUUGUUGACUCGAUGACAAAGACACUUUUUUCACAGUCUCUUUCUUCGGUUUGCUAACGAUAGGAACGUGACGGAGACCCAAAAAAAGUAUCUGAGUCAAGCAUCACUCACUACUCUAGUAUCUCAGGAUAUUCAGCCACUAGCAAAAUAAGAAAAUAAACCAAAACCGUUGUCAUCACCUCGUCUUCUCCACAAAUGACCUGCAUUUUACGUGUGUUGGAGUGCAAGUGUUAAAACGUAGAUUGGUAAUCAAGGUUGAAAGUGAAAAUGAUUGUCGAAAUAAAAUGAAAGAAUGAAACGUGACACUGUCAUUACCUGCGUGGAGCCAAACCGCAGAACCAGAACGAUGACGACGGUAUUGGAUGGUAGUUACCAGCAGCUCGAUCCUUUCUCGGAGGCGGAAGGCGGUGGAGACGAUGAAGAGCGUGAAGAAACACCCCACGAAUCUGGUGUCAUGAUCCACGUGGUCCCUGAGGGUGGAAAGGCCCGAUGGAAUCACAUCGAGGAUCUCGACUCAUUCUUCACGCGAAUGUACCAUUAUCAUCAAAAGCAUGGUUUCUGCUGCAUGAUGCUGCAGGAGGUCCUCGAGCUUGGACAGUUUAUUUUCGUGGUCACAUUCUCGACCUUCCUUUUCCACUGCAUAGAUUAUUCGGUUUUAUUCAAGGAUAAAUUAGUAGACAAUAAUUCGCACAAAACGUCAAUAUGGGAUGCAAUUCUCACCCAAGAGGAGAUCCUGGCAUCGAUGGGCCUCGUCACCUGGAUGUGCAUCCUAGUCGCUGCGGUUUUCUGGAUCUUGCGUGUUGUCAAAGUUCUCUAUCACUUAACUCAAUUCUGGGACAUAAAAAUGUUCUUCAACAUUGCCCUGAAAAUUGACGACAGCGAUCUAGACAAUCUCACCUGGCACGAAAUACAAAAACGCGUGAGGGAGGUACAGAAGGAGCAGGAGAUGUGCAUUCACAAGAGGGAGCUGACAGAAUUGGAUAUUUAUCACCGAAUACUGAGAUUCAAAAAUUACAUGGUUGCUAUGAUUAAUAAAUCACUAUUGCCAGUUAGACUGAAAAUACCUCUGAUUGGCGAAGUUAUUUUUAUGACGAGAGUUUUGAAAUAUAAUAUGGAGUUGCUGUUGUUCUGGGGACCAUGGUCACCUUUUGAGAACAAUUGGCACCUGAAAGAGGACUACAAGAAGCUGAAUAAACGUCAAGAGCUGGCAAGAGCCCUCUCCAAGCACAUUCUCUGGGUGGGGAUAGCCAAUCUCGUUCUCUGUCCUGUGAUCGUUCUCUGGCAAAUAUUAUAUUCGUUCUUCAAUUAUGGUGAGUUAAUUAAAAGGGAGCCGGGUACCCUGGGCACCCGCAUGUGGUCUCUCUACGGUCGUCUCUACCUGCGUCACUUCAACGAGCUGGACCACGAGCUGAACGCCCGCCUGAACCGGGCCUACAGGCCGGCCUCAAAGUACAUGAGUAUAUUCACUUCUCCGGUGAUGACAGUCAUCGCCAAAAACGUGGCCUUCGUAGCAGGGAGUAUCCUGGCUGUUCUGCUAAUCCUCACGGUCUACGACGAAGAUGUGCUGACAGUGGAGCAUGUUCUGACGAUGAUGACGUGCCUGGGAGCCCUGGUGGCAACGGCCAGAGCUUUCAUUCCCGACGAGAAUCUCGUCUGGUGUCCGGAGACCCUCCUCACAGCCGUCCUGGCCCACACGCAUUAUCGCCCCGAUAGCUGGAAAGGUCAUGCCCAUACCCAAUCGACGAGAUCACAAGUAGCUCAGCUGUUCCAGUACAGGGCUGUCCAUCUCGUCGAGGAGCUCCUCUCGCCCCUGUUCACGCCAUUUAUACUGUGCUUCCACAUGCGCCAGCGCGCCCUGGACAUCGUCGACUUCUACCGGAAUUUCACCAUUGAGGUCACGGGAGUGGGCGAUGUCUGCAGUUUUGCUCAAAUGGAUGUUAAGAAACAUGGAAAUCCCAUGUGGCAGACACUGCCUGUUACUCCAGGGGAUGAUAAGACCGAUGGGUACGACGAUAAUUACGGGGGAAUCCCACCGCCAGUGUCAAACCAGUACACCCAGGCUGAGGAUGGGAAAACCGAACUCUCCCUUAUCCAUUUCACGCUGACAAAUCCAGAGUGGAAGCCCCCAAGUCACGCGGAAAAUUUUGUUACUGCCCUGAGGGAGAGGGCCAAGAAGGAGGUCACUGUACUCCCCAGUGAGGUAAUCAACCCCUUGAUGAGCAGUUUGAACAGUCUGUCGAGUUUGGGCCCUGGGUACAACGACAUCGUUGCCAACAUCAUCAGGGGCUCUGUUGUGAAUAAUCUGAGCAUGCAGGGACCCAGUCAGGUGUUUGGGCAACCUACCACCUCUGGCUACGAGAGGGAGGGCGGCGGGGGGAGGGAUGAGGAGGUGGUGAGGAGAGGUGUGAGCAAAGCCGAGGGGCCCAUGCACUGUGAGAGGGGAUUGUUGUACGAAUUGCAACAGGGAAUUUCUAAUCAGUCUCUGGGGGCCUCGGUGUUCGGAUCCGGACAGGAAUUAGCGGCUGAUCUCUCGGUUCCUGUGGAACUCACUGCGGCGGACAUGUCGCUAUCUACUUUGUACCUGCAUGAACUGCAUCACAGACAAGUGAGAAGGCGAGGCUACCACGAAAUGGCAACAAGAAGUAUAUGGCAGCGUAGUCCCGUGCAAGAAUUAGCAACUCUCCCCGAAGUGCGCCAGGAGCGUGCACCUCUCCUGCGACACCAGGAUUCAUCGAUAAGAAUCCCCAGGAACUCCUAGCACACGACAACUUUUGUCUAGCUAUCGAUUUAGCUAAAGUUUGUGCAAUUGUCAUGACCAUACAUCACGUAAAUAAUAAAAUAUUUUCAUUAUUUUAGUUACAAGAAAAUUUAAGAGGGACAAAGUUCAGUCGUCCUCACGACAAUCACGAUGGAUUAACAUUUUUUACAUGUACGUGAUGCAUCGACCCAAGCGAGCCUACAUAUUUUAACUUCAUGCUGAGUUUGUAAAGUUUAAGGCGCUGGAAUGUCCCUCUGCAUUGGAAAAUUUUUCCCUUUUAUCCUGUCACACAGACACAAAGUAAUUUUAAUGGUUCUCAACAACGCAGUGCAAUUCAUUUUAUUGGCAUUCUUUUUCUCAAUAUAUUAAUCAAAAUUGAAAAGUCUCGCGUGACAGCUUUUCAAGGUUUUUUUUAUUCCCUUGUCGCAUCCAGUUAAUCACAUAAAAAUGAGGUUUAGCCCCGAAGUGAUGAUUCAGUGAGCCCUAGCAAGAUAUAAUUACCUAGUUAAACAAUUAAACAUGGGAAUAACUGUUAAAAGGAAGAGAAUGAGCAAUCACAUGCAAUAUUAGAUAUCUGAUUCAUCGAGUGAAGAAAAUCAACAGCCCCAUUGUUCUAGUCAUGCCUUCCUGAAUAGUUCGCUUUAAGGAUGAAGGUUGAUUAAUUUAUUUUCAAUAGCAGCUGCCUGAAAGUAAUGUUUGUAAUAGAGGGAUUGAUCAAAGCGCAUUGGAACUGUAAAUAUUCAUUGAAUGGAUUUAAGAAAGAUUUAUACGUGAAUCGAAUUUAUUUAGAGUUAUAAUUGACAUUUCUAGAUAAUCAAAUGUCGAAUAUAGGGAUGAAAAAUGACAGCUGGUUGUUUAUUGUUUUUUAGUUCAAUUUCUUAUACUCAACUUAUCGACUGAUUGUCUGCUGAUCUUAAUUUUCGAGUCUCCCUUUCAUUUUAAUUUCUCACGCUCUCUUCUUCGGAUGAUACAAGUUGAUAGGAAUUAUUGUAAGGUGAAAUGUACUUGAUUAAGACAAAUACAUAAUUUUCAUAAUAAUUAUUAAAAA
This is a messenger RNA of Diachasmimorpha longicaudata, 4132 nucleotides long. It is a transcript of the gene Atg9, whose product is annotated as autophagy-related protein 9A. Gene Ontology annotation, biological process: nucleophagy; protein localization to phagophore assembly site; autophagy of mitochondrion. The record is from RefSeq and is a predicted model, not a curated record. The transcript has 9 exons. NCBI's taxonomy places the organism in Eukaryota, Metazoa, Arthropoda, Insecta, Hymenoptera, Braconidae. Gene Ontology annotation, cellular component: phagophore assembly site; autophagosome. The coding region runs from base 619 to 3084 and encodes 821 amino acids.